Messenger RNA from Hypoxylon fragiforme, 1695 nucleotides. RefSeq lists its product as uncharacterized. Gene Ontology annotation, molecular function: serine-type endopeptidase activity. NCBI's taxonomy places the organism in Eukaryota, Fungi, Ascomycota, Sordariomycetes, Xylariales, Hypoxylaceae. Gene Ontology annotation, cellular component: membrane. Bases 525 to 1322 code for a protein of 265 amino acids. The transcript has 5 exons. The record is from RefSeq and is a predicted model, not a curated record.
GAUCAGUUCACUGGGCUACCUUAGUACAUACAUAGUACGUACUUUACAUAGCAGUUGCAAUCGAGUUCCUUUCUAGCGUGUCAUCUUCGUACCUUACUACAUGUAUGUAUGUAAGGUAUAAUAAUGUUCGGCUUAUUUCAAUAGACUCAACCCCUGUCAACAUUAUUAACCUCUUCUUACUGCCGCCUGUGUAACUAUUGGUAGGACUGACACUUCAGCCGUCAAAGCACACCACUCAACUUUAUUCCUCCAAGUCGCCUCCCAUCACUCUUCUACGGUGAUUCGGAUUGGCAGCCAAUAAUCCAUUAUAUAUCUAAGCGAGACAGAAACAUAUACUGUCUGUGCUUUUGUCGAUAUAUAACUACCUACCUAGGCUAGAUAUCUGCCUAACAACUUUGUUUUUUUUUAUCAAAAAAUACCUGAUAUACCCGUUGAGAAAAAACGACCAAGACCAAGCGACUAGUGGACACGAUUCCCUCCCAACCUCACGACCUCAACCGGUCACCUCUAACUUUUACUGAGGAAUGAUGCCUACGGUCCAAGGGUUCAGUACGUUGCGGGCGCGCUCGUACGUGUUUCGGCUGCCGCUGUUCACUCGCGCCAUGAUAGUCGUUAUGGUGGCAUUUUGGCUCGGCGGGCUUCAGUCUGUAUGGGAUCUGCGGCAAUGGGGCGCGCUCAUUCCGGAUGAAAUUGGCCUCGCGACAAUGUACCGGGUCAACACAUUCCCGUUAAUCCACCUCAACUUCUUCCACGCCUUGUUCAACAUACUCUCCUUGACGCCCCUGCUAGAGAGGUUCGAGACCGAGUUCGGCACAUUGACGUCACUCGCCCUGUUCUUCGGUCCCUUAACGACAAUACCUGCUUUCGCAUACAUUUUCAUAGAAAAGUUUAUACUGAGAGGGAACACGGCGGUCAUGGGAGCUAGUAUCUGGGUGUUCCUCCUACUUGGAGUGGAAGCUAUACGCACUUAUAAAACGAACCCGUACCUUGUAAUCGGAACACACCAUGUCCCGACCUGGAUAACACCUCUGGUGAUGGUGUUGGUCGUCGAAGCGCUCAUCCCCAACACCAGCUUUGUUGGUCAUCUGUGUGGAGUGUGCACGGGCUACCUAUUCGGAUUGGGAUACCUCAAAUUCCUGUCGCCACCGGAGAAGGUACUACGAUGGAUCGAAAGCCGUCUAAACCUACUAGGACGAUUACCGCACUAUGUCAGCGUGGACCAGAAGACGUACGGAAGAUUUGGGGUGUUGCCGACGAAUAACUCGACCAGCUCGACAACACCACUAGGGCUAAUAGGCUCUUCACAGAGGUUAGGUCCGUAGUACGGUUUGCGCAGCGUGGCCAUAGACAGAGCAGAAGAUGAGAGAAGAUCAAGGUGAAAGAAUGCUACCUUGUAUAUAGCAUGCGUUUAAUCAGCAUUCAGGCAUUGCAUGACACAGGAGUCUUGGAAGGGAAACAAACUUUGGUAUAUUCGUGUUAUGAGGUCUGGAAUACUUUGUGGGCCAAAAUAGCAUAGAAAAGGGGGUUUGUUUGACUUGUAUCAAUAGUAAUCUCGAGCGCCUUGAACCCUUUUUACGAUGCAUCGUGUACCUAUAUGCAUCUAUACACUGUAGUAUAACUGCAGCUUGUUAGAAAAUAAGCAUGUAAAGCAUACAAUGAUAUACAUAGUUAAUGGUUAAUUAAGCUAAUUAGGUC